ACCCACCACACGAGGCACGAUGUAUCGCGUUGAACUUCUUCCCGGGUCGACAACCCACGUCACUCCGGGCUGGACCUACGUCCCGGAUCGAGGCUUCGACCCCGCCAAAGCAGCCAUCACGCCCACCAUCGGUCGCAAACGCGGCAUCCGGGACCCAGGCCGGACAGAUCUCUCUUCCCGACAGACCAACGCGAUCAUCCGACAUCUGGCCGAACUUGACCGCGAGAACCAUCGCGAUGUACAGAUCCAGAUACCCGUGAGACAGAAAGAGCCUGCUGCCCCACGAGGUACGUCUCCCCUUCCUCCCUUGUUGAACACCACAGCGGAGCAGUUCGCUGUGCGCUGCACCGCAACAGCGAGACUCAGACAUCUCGUUCACAAUCCGCAAAGCAAAACCCCCCUCUCAGACCACAGUCCUGAAGAACUAAAAACUUACUCAAACCAUGAUCAGGAACCCGCACGAAAGUAACCUCCAACGUCCGCCGCAUCCUCCAAUCCCAAAAGACCUUCCG
Molecule: messenger RNA, 512 nt
Organism: Aspergillus aculeatinus CBS 121060
Lineage: Eukaryota; Fungi; Ascomycota; Eurotiomycetes; Eurotiales; Aspergillaceae
Product: putative HIT finger domain protein
Exons: 1
Coding region: 20-469 (149 amino acids)
Biological process (GO): chromatin remodeling
Cellular component (GO): Swr1 complex
Molecular function (GO): nucleosome binding
Source: RefSeq, a predicted model, not a curated record